Protopolystoma xenopodis is the source of this 348-nucleotide messenger RNA. The record is from the annotation of a GenBank genome assembly. NCBI's taxonomy places the organism in Eukaryota, Metazoa, Platyhelminthes, Monogenea, Polystomatidea, Polystomatidae.
AUGAAUGCCAUCCAUCCACACGCCUCGAUAUCUUCAGAAGAGAGCGUGUACAAGAGAACAAAGCGUCUGUCAGCCCCACAGAUAUUUUAUGAUUUCGCCAAUCUCGUGAGCACAGGGCUGAACUACGUCGGCCCCUACCGCAAAAGCAUUACACCACUCAUUGAAAGCCGACUUUUGCAUAAUUCCGAGAAUCAAGGUGAGAAUAAUGCUAAUAUGCUCAUUGCUAUACAUGUAGUGCUGAGCUCAGUAACAUUUGACAUGACCAUAAGCGGUCACGUAUUAUAUACUAUUGACUACGAACUAUACCCAGCUUUCUUCUGCCAAAUUAAACAGAAGAUUUUGUCCUGA